Adineta steineri is the source of this 1371-nucleotide messenger RNA. Lineage: Eukaryota; Metazoa; Rotifera; Eurotatoria; Adinetida; Adinetidae. The record is from the annotation of a GenBank genome assembly.
AUGGCAACAACAGAAACAACUUUAAUAUCGAAUAUACAAUAUUGUAAUAUAAUAUCGUCCGAUGAAUACCUUAAUUUUGAUGAGUUAUUCUCGUCAUCUCUCGAUGUUAUUUUUAACGACGAAUAUGACAGUGAUUUAAUUUCAUAUGAUGAUGCAAUAAAAACAGAGGAAAAUGAAGAAACAUCAUCACCUAUGAUAAAUCAAUGUCAAAUAGAAAAAUUAUCAACAAAUAAUUUAGCUAUAGAAUAUCAUUUACCAAAUCUUAUUUGUCGUGUUUGUGGUUCCCCGGCACAUGGCUAUAAUUUUGAUCAAAUCACUUGUGAAUCAUGUAAAGCAUUUUUUCGUCGUAAUGCUUUGAAAGAUAUGGCUAAUAUAAAAUGUCGUUUUACCGGUACAUGUCUUAUUACUAAACAAACACGACGUCAAUGUACGUAUUGUCGAUUAAAGAAAUGUUUUGAUAUAAAAAUGCGUAAAGAUUGGAUUCGUACUGAAGAAGAACGUAAAUUAAGACGACUACAAGAUUCAGCAAGAGAAAAAAAGAAAUCGAUUAAUGAUAAACAACCUCUUAGUAAUUAUCCAAUUGUUAUACGAAGGAAAAAACGUUUAACAGCAAUAUUAGAACAACUUUCUAUUCCAACAUUUAAUAUCCUAAAUAAUUUUUUUACCUUAAAUCGAAAUUUAUCUGAGGAUAAUCGAGCUUUAUUAAAUAAUAUCACAAUUUCUUUUCAAUCGAGUACUAAUCAUAUCGAUGGUUUCCGUAUAAAUAAAACUACAGUACCUGCAUGUCUAGUAGAAUAUCUGAAUGGUGAAAGUCUUGCAUACGAAUCAUUAAUUUGUUUUUAUAAACGUAUACCGGAAUUUAAACAAUUGGAUUUAUCAGAUCAAAUUCUAUUAAUAAAACGUAAUCAACUUGAUGCUAUGCAUGUACAUUAUAUAUUAGUACGAAAUUUUCAAGAAAAUUUAUUAGUUGGAAAAUUAAUGACAAAAUGGGUAAAUGCAGAAUUUCAUCAAGAAAUGUCACGAACACGUCAUUAUUUCGAUUAUUUUAUCGAACAUCCAAUCAUAUUGAAAUUAUCACUUAUCGUUCUUGUAUUUAGUAUGAGUUUAUCUGUACCACGCUAUAAUGAUCAAUUUAUUGAUUAUCAAAAUCAAAAAAAAAUUUAUGAAAAUCAAAAUUAUUAUAUAUCAUUACUUUGGCAUUAUUUAAAUCAUGUAUUUGGAGAAGUAGAAGCAAUUCGAUCAUUACAAGUUAUAGUUACACAAACGAUACGUUUUCAAACAUUAAUGUAUAGAUUUGAGCAAGCCAUACAACGGGAUAGAAAUCGUUAUACAUUCAAUCAAUUAAUGCAAACUAUAAUUCAAUUUAAAUAA